GGAACUCGCGCGAUCGUCAGUGUUCGAUUUGACAGGUAGUGUCGGAAACAUCACACGUGGAAUCGAAGGAAGAGGAGCUGAGCGGCUGAUGAAUUACUGAAAGGAGACAAAUGGAGAAAGAAAACGCAGAAACCGUUUUAGGCCCCGAUGGACAGCCUUUGUCAAAAAAGGCGUUGAAGAAACUCCAGAAAGAUGCGGAGAAAGCGGCUAAGAAAGCCGAACACAAGGCAGCCAACAAACAGGCUCAACCGGACCCCAUGGAAACAGAGGAUGUGUCAAAGGGGAUGUAUGGCAAUAUGCCAAUGAUUCAGUCAGCAAAUAAGCUGGAUACAGAGUUCUUGGAUCUCAAAGACUUAACUCCAGCCCAGGCAGAUAAGAAAGUGUGGGUUAGGGCUCGUUUACAGACAAGCAGAGCUAAAGGGAAACAGUGUUUCAUUGUGCUUCGACAACAGAAAUGGACAGUGCAGGCUUUAGCUGCAGUAGGACAAAACACCAGCAAACAGAUGUUAAAGUUUAUUGCAGGUAUAAACAAAGAAUCCAUUGUUGACGUUGAGGGUUUUGUCCGAAAAGUGGAUCAGAGAGUUGAAUCCUGUACUCAACAGGAUGUGGAAUUACACUGCCACCAGGUGUGGACUGUCAGCUCAGCGGAACCACAGCUGCCUUUACUAAUUGAGGAUGCUUCUCGUGCAGAAACUGACACGAGUUUAGCAAAGGUGAACCAGGAUACCCGACUGGAUCACAGGAUUCUGGACCUACGCACCACGACAAAUCAAGCAAUAUUUAGAAUCACUGCAGGAGUAUGCCGAUUUUUCAGAGAACAUCUGGAUAGUCAAGGCUUUAUAGAAAUUCACUUACCAAAAAUUAUUUCAGCGGCCUCAGAAGGCGGAGCCAACGUGUUCACUGUUUCCUACUUCAAGUCAAAGGCCUUCCUGGCCCAGUCACCACAGCUUUACAAGCAGAUGUGUAUAUGUUCCGACUUUGAUAGAGUCUACACAGUGGGUGCAGUGUUUAGAGCAGAAGACUCCAAUACCCAUCGUCAUCUGACAGAAUUUGUGGGGCUGGAUCUGGAAAUGUCUUUUAAAUUCCACUACCAUGAAGUUCUAAAGGUCAUUGGGGACAUGCUCAUCAAUAUUUUCAAAGGUCUCGGAGAUAAUUUUAAAGAGGAAAUAGAAACUGUGAACAAACAGUAUCCGGCAGAACCAUUCAAGUUUUUGGAGCCCAGUCUGAUUCUUGAGUACCCAGAGGCUGUUAAGAUGCUGAGAGAAAAUGGUGUGGAAAUGGGUGACGAGGAUGAUCUGAGUACUCCAGCAGAAAAACUGCUCGGGCGACUUGUCAAAGCCAAGUAUGACACCGACUUCUACAUCCUGGAUAAGUUCCCAUUGGCUGUUCGACCAUUCUACACCAUGCCUGACCCCAACAACUCGAAAUAUUCCAACUCAUAUGAUAUGUUCAUGAGAGGAGAGGAAAUUCUUUCUGGUGCACAGCGAAUUCAUGACCCAGCUUUCUUAACGAAGAGAGCAAGCGAGCAUGGAGUCAGUCUAGAGACUAUCAAGUCCUACAUUGACUCAUUUAAAUACGGAGCCCCUCCCCAUGCAGGCGGUGGUAUAGGUAUGGAACGAGUAACAAUGUUAUAUCUGGGACUUGACAAUAUCAGGAAAACAUCUCUAUUUCCAAGGGACCCAAAACGACUGACACCAUAAUGUCCUUAGAAUGGAUUCCUACACAAGCAAUGGUGCAGCAUCUAAAGAUUUCAAACAUUUAAUCUGUGUGGCUAUAGUGUCAGUUUUGUAUUAAAUAUGCAGGAAAUGGUUACCAACUCAAAAUUUUCAAGACAUAAUUAGAGUUCUGUGUUGAGUAUUUCAAAACUGUUACUACAAGGACUUCAGUAGCAUAUUGGACAAGUCUCAUUUUUGAUGCAUUUGUCACAAUUUAUGUUAACAGCUUAAUUCUGUACUAUGUACACUUACUGUGCUAAAUUAUCAAUGUAUUGCAAUAUUUUGAAAUACAAUAGUAAUCUCACCUUUGCCAAAGGCUUAUAAUCAUAUAUAUCUGAACCAACAAAAUGAAUUUUAAAUGCAAAAAGGUCAAAUGGGUGCACUUAAUUAUGAAAAUGAAGAUUUAAAACGAUCUUCUUUCUUCAUCUCCUGUGAUUCCACUAUAUCUCAACUGUCAUUUUACACAAUUGUAAAAAUUAAAAAUUUUAUUUAUA
Ostrea edulis (European flat oyster) is the source of this 2209-nucleotide messenger RNA. Its product is annotated as aspartate--tRNA ligase, cytoplasmic-like. The coding region runs from base 111 to 1700 and encodes 529 amino acids. Gene Ontology annotation, cellular component: aminoacyl-tRNA synthetase multienzyme complex; cytosol; cytoplasm. NCBI's taxonomy places the organism in Eukaryota, Metazoa, Mollusca, Bivalvia, Ostreida, Ostreidae. The transcript has 15 exons. Gene Ontology annotation, molecular function: RNA binding; aspartate-tRNA ligase activity; ATP binding. Gene Ontology annotation, biological process: aspartyl-tRNA aminoacylation. The record is from RefSeq and is a predicted model, not a curated record.